Molecule: messenger RNA, 1264 nt
Organism: Phyllopteryx taeniolatus (common seadragon)
Lineage: Eukaryota; Metazoa; Chordata; Actinopteri; Syngnathiformes; Syngnathidae
Product: c-Myc-binding protein-like
Exons: 5
Coding region: 338-643 (101 amino acids)
Biological process (GO): regulation of DNA-templated transcription
Cellular component (GO): nucleus
Molecular function (GO): transcription coactivator activity
Source: RefSeq, a predicted model, not a curated record
AACUCUGAGAGCCAGUACGAAAAUGGCUCCACUGAUUCCAGAUAUUAUAUAAUUCAGCUCUACCUUGAUUCAUUGGCUCACAAUUUCGCUUCUGGAAAAAAAAUGCUAUUCGUCAAUGAAAAAAAAAAAAAAAUUUUUUUUAAAGCUGUGGUGAAAUUUAAUGACCUAUUUUUCAAGCAGACUAAAAAUAUAAAUUACCUUUCUUAAUCGCUGGUUACCGCAAUAAACCUUACCUGUUGCUGUAGCGACGACUGCGUCAUCACUUGAAGCAAAUCACCUACUCCGGUUUUUUAACUCAUCACAUUUUCGAUCAAAAUUUAAUUCAUCAACUUUCUUCAUGGAACACAAAAAGGGCUCAAUAAUGUCGGAGCGAGAACAAUUUAGAAGAUAUCUUGAAAAAGCUGGGGUCCUAGACGCUCUGACAAACGCAAUGACAGCACUUUACAGCGAGGAUGAUAAACCGGACAAUGCCAUGGAUUUUUUGAAGCGUCACGUCAUCGCUCAGGAAGCCGAGACUCUUGCCUCUCAAAAAGCUGCACUGCAGCAAAAGUGCCAGCUUCUCGUGGAGGAAAAUCAGAAGCUGAGGAGCAAGCUGAUGCAGUACGAGCCAUCACCUGAAGCUGCGGACGAAAAGGGAUUGUAAAAAUCCCUAUUUUGGACUACAAAUAAUCAUUUUUUUGUUCACCUAUCUAGGCCAGCGACAUAGAAGGACAGGCAGUUAAAUGCAAUUAAAUGCCCUUCCACUAGAUGGCAGAAGGUGCAAAUAAUGUGUAUCCACGCUGUCGCUCAUACAACAGAAUAAGAGCUUUGCGCUCAACUGAACAGGGUCGCAAAAAGACCGCAUCAUUCCGUCAUCAUUCAUUGUAGAAGUAGUUUUCAUGAGCAUCAAGUGCACAGGAAACUUCUCGAAGGGUUCCGGCAACAGAACACGAAAAGCGUUGUAUGCGUGAACGUCGGCUGCGUUCGGCUUGAAUUCAUUUCCGCUGCUUACGUAAACGUCCGCUUCGACAUGAUGGAUUUGCAUCUGAGCUUUGCCAGGCCCUCAGGGCGACUUCGGUCGAAACAGAUACUUGGGGAACAAACAAACAAACAAACAAACAAACUGGGGGGAAAUAGAAGUACUGGUUCGACUCCUGCCCUUAAGCAAAAGUAAAACAGUACAGACAAAAACCAAAACCUUUUUGCCGUUCUAUACAAUACCCAUUUUGAUAACAUGGCACAACAGAAGAAAAGCUGUGCACACAAAAUAGUUGCACUCUUUUAU